Molecule: messenger RNA, 1434 nt
Organism: Linum trigynum
Lineage: Eukaryota; Viridiplantae; Streptophyta; Magnoliopsida; Malpighiales; Linaceae
Source: the annotation of a GenBank genome assembly
ACCACUGAAAAUACCAACCUUUAGUAAAAGUGUCAUUUAUAUUACGUAAAUUCAAUAAAUACAAAAAUAUUCCAACCUAUUAGAUGUUUGCGUCAUUUGUGUUACGUGAAUUUCUGUUGACCGUUAGAACUAACGGUUGACCUAACGGCGGUCAACCUUUGACUGACCACUGAUGAAGUGGCGCCUAUGUGUGGUCCACAUAUGCAACACGUAGAUGCCACGUGGGAAAUUAGAUUUAACAUUUAAAAUAAAAAAUAUAAUUAAUUAAUUUUUUUAAUAAAUUUAUUUUUAUUAUAUUUUCUCACCUGUUCCCCUCUCUAAUCUCCAUCACUCGUUCGUUGAUUAGAAUGCCCAACGCAAUUUGGGGAUUAGGGUUUGGGGGUGGAGAUUGUGAGAUCCAGUUCGCCCUCCAAUCUUCCCACCCCCGCCACCACCACUACUUCUUCCUUCCACCCCUUCUCGGCGAUGCUCCGGCUCCUUCGCCGGUCCAGGUGGCUGCUCCAGCUCCGUCGCCAGCUGCUCCCCUCAUUCCGCCUCCAGAUCGACCACUUGUUCCGCCGGAUCGACCGCUACUUCCGCCACGAGCGCCUUUUUUCCACCACCGACGCCCUUCACCGCCGGCUCCUCCUCCGAAUUCACCGCCAUCGUAUCCUCCGCCGCCUCAGCCGCUCGGUCCGCGAUCUCCGGACUCUCCUCCGCCUCACCCGCAUCCGUCCCCACCGUCGCCUCCCGCCGCCGCUCCUCCAGUCCCGCAGCCUUCCCCUCCACCUCUGUUCCCUAAACACCCUCAUCAUUUUCCUGCGCUACCACCCCAUGUGAUCCCAUCUCCUCCUCCGCCUCCAUCCUCCGCCGCUCUACCUCCAAUUCCCAUCUACGAUGUUCCUCCGCCGAGCUAUCCACCGCCGAUCAUUACCCCGGCGACGCCAGCAGAGCCUUACAAUCCUCCCCCUUUUCACCACCACCAUCACCAUCUUUUCCCGAUCUUCACGCAGUCGCCUCCUGAAAGAAGUAGCAGAAUCCCCCCUCAUGCUUGACCUCGGAAUCAGCUCGAUCGCCUCCAACUCCCCCUCCACUCCACUUGAUUGAUUCCACCCACCUCGUCGAUUUUGAGAAAUUCUUUUUCUAGGGUUCUUCCUCUAUUCGUAAUCGAGAGUGACGAAGAGGAAAAGAUGAGAACAAAAUGAAUGUGUUACUGCCUACUGGGGCCUCCUCGUUUUUGCAUAUAUAUAUUUUUGUUUUUUAUAUUUUAAUUGGGUAAAUAUUAAAUAAACAAAUACUUAAAUGUCCACGUCAGCGAACCAUGUAGGAUCCUAUUUGGUGAUGACUGGACGUUGAAAAGUCUCACAGUUAAAUUUAACGGCCCAACUAACGGAAUAGACAUUUUGGUAUACAAAUGUCAUAUCGAUAAUUACGUAAUAUAAAUGGCACUUUCGC